CGCUGAGCCCGGGGGGCCCAGGCGGCGAGCCCCGGCACCGGGGCGGCCCCCGGCCGGAGCAGAACGAUGCCGGUGAAGAAGAAGAGAAAAUCCUCAGGGCCGGCGGCGGCGGACGAGACCGGCCUCAAGAAGUGUAAACUGGGCAGCUAUUGCAGGUCACAAGCAUCUGGUAAAGUAAUAAGCGGAGAGGAACAUUUUUCAAGCAAGAAGUGCCUAGCAUGGUUUCAUGAAUAUGCAGGUCCUGACGAUGUUGUGGGGCCUGAAGGAAUGGAAAAGUUCUGUGAAGACAUUGGUGUCGAACCUGAAAAUAUUAUUAUGUUAGUUUUAGCCUGGAAGCUAGAGGCUGAAAGCAUGGGAUUUUUUACCAAGGAAGAAUGGUUAAAGGGGAUGACCUCAUUACAGUGUGACUGUACAGAAAAGUUACAGAGUAAAUUUGACUUCUUGCGGUCACAGUUGAAUGACAUCUCAUCCUUUAAGAAUAUCUACAGAUAUGCCUUUGAUUUUGCAAGGGACAAAGACCAGCGAAGUCUUGAUAUUGAUACUGCAAAAUCCAUGUUAGCGCUUCUGCUUGGAAGAACUUGGCCACUGUUUUCAGUAUUUUAUCAGUACCUGGAGCAAUCGAAGUAUAGAGUCAUGAACAAGGACCAGUGGUACAAUGUGCUAGAGUUCAGCAGAACUGUCCAUGCAGAUCUUAGCAACUAUGAUGAAGAUGGUGCAUGGCCUGUACUUCUGGAUGAGUUUGUCGAAUGGCAGAAAGUUCGUCAAGCGUCAUAGCAAGAAUUCAAAAGAAAAUGCAAGUUUUUUUGGUGCCCGCCUGUACACAAACUAAUGAGAAAAACAUCGGAUUGCAUUUUCAUUUUUAUGAAAGACUUUACAGUAAUUUUUUUCCUUUUCUAAGGAAGUUUUCUUGUUACAUGUGAUAUGGGCAUUUGAACCACACCUCUUCCGAGACUGAAAGUUGGAGUUCUUGUUUUGAGUCUUACAUUUAUAGCAUUUCUUUCAGAACAAUAAAGAUUCAGAUUUGUGACAAAGGCCUAAAAGUGAAGAAUGUCCCUUGAAUGUGAGUGUGGUGUCUAUUUCUAGAACCAAAUCUUUAAAAUGAUCUUUCUCAGAAGUGCCCUUUGUUAUGAUUUAUUGAGACCUUAAAAAUGCUUACCUGGCACUGUUGCUUGCUGGCGGUAUGAUUGUCUUGUGAAAGAAACGUUAGAAAGAGUGACUAAUUAUUUGAGCCCUGGGUGGGGGUGUGUUAAUUUGAGUAUUAAGUAUUGGUCAUGGGUUGUGCCACACUUUUCAGCUCCUUCUGGAGAUAAAGGCCUUAAGCUCUGUUUUGUUCUGUUCUGUACUCACCCAGUGGCAUGGCAUUUAAUGGCAGAUGCUUUGUUAAGCAGAAAAGUGUGGAGCUCACGUGUGGCUGUGGAUGCAGGGUAGCUGGAAACUAGUUACCUGUACUUCAGAUGUCAAACAAAGGUACUCUGAUACCGUACUGCAGCUCCAAAUUUCUAUUACAACUUAGACUUUGAGUUGCUUUGGAUAAGAAGUGCAAUUUAUAUAUAAAAAGGGAAAGCUGGAAAGACCUGCCUUCGAGCUUUGCUUCUUUCGUGUUUUAGACUGGAAGCAUUCACAGCAUGACUUUCUUUUACCUCUCUUGAAGUUUUUCUGUGAUGUAAGAAAGACUUAAAUCAUCUGUUUUUGACCCGUAUGUAACAGGCUAUUAAUUUUUACCCUGUUAUUCAUGUGUUGAGAACAAUAAUUACUGUGAUUGCCUGUUUAGGCAGUUUUUGUGACAAACUUCAACUUUAUUUAAAGGUUGUCACUCUACCUUUCUGCCCAGGAAUCUGAAUGCCAUCUUUGAGAAGAAGCAGGAUUUUAAUGAGUAAAUAUAAGAAAACAAAAUGGAAUGAGAGAAUGAAGCAUUUGUAACUUCUACUUCAUUAUAUAAUUAUAUUAUUUAGACUGUGAUAAUGCCAUGAGACUCCAGAUCAAGGCCUCAUUGUGCCAAAUACAUCAACAGCUUGAAAUGAGAAUAGACAAUGUAAGCUAGGCAUGACUUGAAGAUCUUUGCCUCAGGGAAAUUACUUCUGUUUUGCACAUCCCUUAUUCAGACUAAGUGUGAGUUUUUCUAUCAUUAAGGAAAGCUUCAUUCCCAAGACAGUGGAUUUUUUUUUUUUAAUUUUUAUUCAGUGGUGGGAGAAGAGUGGGAGGGAAGGGUGAAGAGAGGAAGAAAUAGCAGUAGGAAGUGGAACAAAAUAGAAGCAUGCCCAUGCUCUCAUUCUUUUAAAGGAACACCUUUGCUACUUGCCACUCUCUGAAGCUGCUUGCUGUUGGGGCUGCAGAUGGUAUUGUCAGUCAGUGGUGUUCCCUGGGCCUUUCUGCAAGUCACCUGGUAGUGCAGCUGAGCCUUAGAGGUAUGGUUCUGCCCAAGCCAAAAAAGCUUUGGAACGAAGAAGAAGCUGAGAUACUGGCAGAUCGCUGUGCUCAUACAGUGGCUAGUGUCUGUGUGCAUGCAGACCCGUGCACUGCAGCUGGUCUAUUUUUCCACCUUUCUUAAGGAAAGUACUUAAUUUCAGACCUUGCGAAGACUUCAGCAGUUCUCUUAAAUAGGUUUCAGGUUGUCUGUUUGUGUUGCUGAUGAUUCUGAUUUCUCCCAUAGCAGAGUGCCUUUUGUUUGGAAAUUGCCCUUCCAUACAGAAACUCAGUGCCAGAAUGAGAGUAACUUCAAGAGUCCCAAAAACAGUGAAUUGAAUUUCUGAGGUGCGCAGGAUAAAGAUACACCAAUUAGAUCUAGGGAAGUACUGCUGUAUAUUGAAUCUCUGCAAGGGCACUGAUUCUGAAAUGACUUUCUAAAAUUCACUUCAGUGACUCUUCUAGCUUAGUAUAUUUAGACCCAGUUAUAACUGGAAAAUUCUCUUUCCAGGAGUUUUGAAAUACAGGUAGAAGUUGAACAUUUUCUAGUGUGGUUGGGGGGAAAAAUAAAGAAAAAGGAAAAAACCCACACUUUUUUAGGUAAUUGCAAGCUGUUCUGAAUUCAAGUUAAACCAGUUGGUCUUAGAGGCUGGUGUUAGUGUCUAACAGUAGGAGUGAUGCAUCUACCAUCCAAGACAGUCAAGUACUUACAGUUAAGGUGUAAGAUGCUGUGUGAUGUAUCAUUUGUAUCUCUGUUAAGGUUUUAUCAGUAUUCCUCUAAUAAAUCCACAUUUCAGGGAUUUAUAACUUGGUUGUGUGCGUGAUGAAAAAUCAUCAGUUACUGUAAAACUUUGACUGGGAAUGAAUGUAUUUAAACAACUUAAAAUCAAUAUAGUUUUUCAAAUUUGAAUAAAAUAGGACUUUAAGUUAUGUUUUUGUGCUCUAAACUGCAAUCAGAUUUAUUGUUUAAAUGUGAACUAAUGGCUUGUACAGUUUCAUUGUGAGCUGGUCACUUUUCCUAGCUGUCUUUUUUUUUUUUAAUUAAAUCACCUUACAUCUUUCUGUGGAUAAGUGCCAAAAGUUGUUUAUUUAUUUUUUGUUCUGUUUUGUGCACAUCCACAAGCCAAAACUGAGUUCAGCUGAAUGCUUUCAUUAACCUUUACAUUUUAGUUUUGCUUUGCUCAGGUGCAUUUUAAUCUCUCAAAUGAGGAAGUGACACCUUUUCUGCCGUAUCUUACGAUGAAAGUUCACAAGUGAAAUAUGCUGCCAUAGCUAUGACAAAUAAUAAAAGCAAAGGUGAAAUGUCUUCCACAACUAAAUCACAGUGAUGUCUAUCUUGGUAUUAUAAACUUUGCUUUGGUCUCACUUUUAAUUUCUUUACAUUAAUUCUCUUCACAUAGCUAAAUUUUUCUCAGUUCUUGAACAACAAAGUUUUGGGUUUUUAAUCUGGAAGCACCCACCUGUUCAUGGAAAAAGCCAUACUGGUAGAUUGGAAUGUAAUAUUUCUUCUAUGUAAAAAUGUGAUUUUGAAUUAAACAGUCAUGUAUGUUUA
Lagopus leucura (white-tailed ptarmigan) is the source of this 3955-nucleotide messenger RNA. RefSeq names its product defective in cullin neddylation 1 domain containing 5 (gene DCUN1D5). Gene Ontology annotation, cellular component: ubiquitin ligase complex. Lineage: Eukaryota; Metazoa; Chordata; Aves; Galliformes; Phasianidae. The transcript is spliced from 8 exons. Gene Ontology annotation, biological process: positive regulation of ubiquitin-protein transferase activity; protein neddylation. Gene Ontology annotation, molecular function: ubiquitin-like protein binding; ubiquitin conjugating enzyme binding; cullin family protein binding. The record is from RefSeq and is a predicted model, not a curated record. The coding region runs from base 67 to 774 and encodes 235 amino acids.